AUGCUUCCUCCAAUUCCUAUUCCGUCAGACUAUGGCAUCUCGCCGGACUCUGGCUUCCUCCCCUCAGAGCCGCCUCUUGAACAGUUACCCGACCCUUACUACUCCAAGUGGGAAUGGAUAGUGUCGAAUAUCCAGUCUCUCCUGAUGAGCCGGAGGAUCCGGAGGACUGUAGAUACCAUGCCUAUGCUGUCGACAUCGUAUCUACGUGAAGAACCGGAGUGGCGGCGGGCCUACUCUAUUCUAGGGUUUAUCCUCCACGCCUAUGUAUGGGGUGGCACCAAGCCGGCAGAGACAAUCCCUCCUCAACUGACUGUGCCGCUUCUUGAAGUGUGUGCGCACCUCGAAUUACCGCCAGUUGCCACAUAUGCCGGGCUGGUGCUGUGGAACUUCAAGCCUAUUUUCUGCGACGAGCCUGUGGAUAAUAUCGAUAAUCUCGCCUGCCUCAACACACUGACCGGCUCACUGGAUGAGCAAUGGUUCUACCUCGUAUCAGUGGCGAUCGAAGCUCGCGGUGGCCCUGCCAUCUCGAUAGUGCUGCAAGCAAUCACCGCUGCUCGGAUCGGAAACAGCAGGAUCGUGACGGAGUGCUUACAGGCUCUGGCAGAGAUGAUAGAUGAGAUUGGCACCCUCCUGGAGAGGAUGUACGAGCACUGCGAUCCCUACGUGUUCUACCACCGGAUCCGCCCAUACCUCGCCGGGAGCAAGAACAUGGCUGAUGCAGGCUUACCCAACGGCUUACUGUACGAUGACGGCCACAACCCCGAGUACCGCCAAUACGGCGGCGGCAGCAACGCUCAAAGCUCCCUGAUCCAAUUCUUCGACAUCGCCUUAGGAAUUGAGCACAGACCGACAGGCGAGACCCGCACCAGUACACCCCCCUCCGACAAGCCCGGCAUCGCCGCCGCGCCCCGCCACGGCUUCAUUCAAGAAAUGCGCUCCUACAUGCCGGGCCAACACCGCCGCUUCCUCGAGCACAUCAGCACGGUAGCCAAUAUUCGCGAGUACGUCGAAACCCGGCACUCCGACAAAGCCCUCUCUCUCGCCUACGACGCCUGCCUCUCCAUGCUUCGCGCCAUGCGCGACAAACACAUCCAAAUCGUCUCCCGCUACAUCAUCAUCCAAUCGCACAACGCGCGCGGCCGACCCGCACGCUCCUCCUCUCCACAACGCCGCUCCUCAGCCGCAACGCUCAACCUCGCGACCGCGCGCCACGGCGAGAAACCCGAUAGCAAGAAGCUACGAGGAACGGGCGGGACUGCGCUGAUUCCGUUCCUGAAACAGGCCCGCGACGAGACGGGCGAGCCGGCGAUUGACGCGUGGGCUCGGAGGUUGCUUACCACCGGUCCGGCAGAGUCGAGCUUUGCUCCGCUGAGUAAACUUGGUGAGCACCCCGAUGGACAUCUAGAGGUUGUGGGGCUCUCGGGGACUUGGGCGAUGGAUGAUAGCGAGGGUGGAAUUUGUCAUUGGUGA
Messenger RNA from Aspergillus calidoustus, 1470 nucleotides. NCBI's taxonomy places the organism in Eukaryota, Fungi, Ascomycota, Eurotiomycetes, Eurotiales, Aspergillaceae. The record is from the annotation of a GenBank genome assembly.